Molecule: messenger RNA, 1314 nt
Organism: Diospyros lotus (date-plum)
Lineage: Eukaryota; Viridiplantae; Streptophyta; Magnoliopsida; Ericales; Ebenaceae
Product: protein trichome birefringence-like 19
Exons: 3
Coding region: 1-1314 (437 amino acids)
Cellular component (GO): Golgi apparatus
Molecular function (GO): O-acetyltransferase activity
Source: RefSeq, a predicted model, not a curated record
AUGAAGGCCAACAUCUCAAGCCUCAGCAGUGGCUACAACACCCCGCUAAACCGCUGCAAAAAUGCAGCCCUCUUGGCUGUUCUAAUCUUGGUUCUUGCCGCCAUCAGUCGGUUCGAUCGUCAUCACCUGCCCGACGACUUGCCAUUCUUGUCGUGGUUCUGGGACACCAACGUUAAUACCUCAGUUCUUGUCGAUCAAGACACUGAAUUGUCAUACUCGACGUUGUCGGAUGAUGCGAUCGAUUCCGAUGGUAAUGCGAUGAGCAGAGGAUCAGAGCCCAAAUGUGACAUAUUUAGAGGGACAUGGGUGCCGGACUCAGAAGGGCGGCCUUAUUAUGGGAACAAAGGUGGGUGUGAGAUUUCUGAAGGGGAGGAUUGUAUGAAGUUUGGGAGGCCGGACAGUGAGUACAUGAAGUGGAGGUGGCGGCCGGAUGGCUGCGAGCUGCCGCGGUUCGAUGCGGCGGCGUUCUUGGAGCUUGUUAGAGGCAAGUCCAUGGCGUUCAUUGGGGACUCACUGGCAAGGAACCACAUGCAGUCACUGGGAUGCAUGUUGAGCGCUGUGGCGCGACCAGUGAACCAGUCAGAUCCAGAAGAUCAAAGACUCAGGCGAUGGUUCUACGCCGAUUACAACUUCACAUUACAACUCAUGUCAAGCACUCAUCUAAUCACCUCUCGAUCCGUAGAAAUCCUGUCCGUGAAACCCAUUCACCUCUACUUGGAUGAAGCCGAUGAGAUCUGGGCGACGAGAGUGGAGAGCUUCGACUACUUGAUCAUCUCCGCCGGCCACUGGUUCUCCAGGCCGUUGAUCUACCACGAGAACCAAAAGAUCACCGGCUGCCACAUGUGUCGCCACCGGAACACGACGGAACUUACUCGAUUCUACGGCUAUCGACAAGCCUUCCAGACUGUUUUCAGCAAACUUCUCGAUUUGCGAAGCUUCAAAGGGACUGUGUUCUUGAGAACGAUCUCGCCGACGCAUUUCGAGGUGGAGCAGAUGGAGGGGAGAGGGAAUUGCGCGAGAACGAGGCCGUUUACAAAGCGCGAACUGAAGUUUGAUUGGUAUCUUUCCAUGUAUUACGUGACGGAGGUGGAGUUGUUGAAAGAAGCGCAAAGAGAGGUGAAGGGGAGGGAACUGAAGCUGAGGCUGCUGGAUGUGACGGAGGCGAUGAGGUUGAGGCCGGACGGCCAUCCGAACGUUUACGGCCAGUCGCCGGAGAAGAAGAAGAGCUCGGCUGAUUGCCUGCACUGGUGCUUGCCCGGCGCCAUUGAUACUUGGAACGAGCUUCUGCUGCAGAUGCUCAAGACAGAUCGGUGA